UGAACGCCGACCGUGCCAGUCGAAAAUUAGUUGCGCGAGCGAAGGCUGCAACACCUGCGUACAAGCUGUUCGUGCGUUCGAGUCUAUGCGGUUGCUUGCUCACCAGACACAUUACGCGACGGCGUCACCGCCUGCUGCCAUUGUCAGCACUGUGAUAGUUAACCUUUCUUAACACCCAUACGUUGCGUUGCGUACACAAAAACCGAAACCUCCAAUGCAAAAAUUAUACAACAUCCAGCCGGAUGAGGGAGAGAAAUAAGUGUACACAGCAAAAUCAACUCAUUGCUCAAAGUGCCAAAGUGUACAGUGCACAAGGAAAACGAUCGCAGAAAGUGAAACAAAGUCCCAAAUUACGCUCUACCCAACCGUCGGCCGUGCGUGAAAAGAGUAAAAAAACGAAAGUUAAUUUCUUCCCUCUCCAGCCACAGAUUCAGAUUGGCUGGUACCGUUUAGAGGUAAAUAUUCGGUGUUGGCGCAGUGAUCAUUUGGUGCAAGUGUUCAGUAAAAUCUAUUCCGAUUGUUUUGUCGUCGGGACGACAUGCGCAUCGCAACGCGUGCCGUUUUAAGCAUGAUCGCAUCGCAACACACCGGUGCGUAAUCCUUCGAUCGUGACGUGCAUGUGACAAGUAACAUGUGCCCACCAUCUUCUUCUUAAGCUCAAAAUUCGAAAGGUGCGUGAACAGUGUAAAAUACACACGAUAUUACAUACCCCUGCGCAGUGUGUUUGUGAAUGUGCCAUCGAAGCUGAUCGUGAUCGUGUCGCAUCAUCGUCGCUAGUCAUACACGGAGUCCCCACAGUCACGAGUCCUUCCGAAUGAAAUAAUAACUAAACUCUAAGCUGCUCCUGCCCGAGUACAGUGGACGCGUGCCGUAAGCAAACAUGACUGUUUCGUAUUCAGCGGAGGUACCGAACGGUAGCAACUUUGGCGUAUUUUGGCGAAUUCUAUGGAAAUGGCGUGGCAGUGUUUAUAAAGCCGUUUGGCGGGAACUGUUAGCAUAUCUGCUAGUCUAUUACACACUUAAUUUCACAUAUCGUUACGGUCUCAGCGAAGAUGGUAAAAGGGUGUUCGAACGAAUCCGAACCUACUUUGGCCAACAGCGGGAAACGGUGCCACUUUCGUUCGUGCUCGGAUUCUACGUCAGCUUGGUUGUGAAGCGUUGGUGGGAACAGUAUCGGAUGCUGCCAUGGCCGGACACACUCGCUCUGUUCGUGAGUGCCGCCAUCCAAGGAAAUGAUGAAACGGGACGGCUGAUGAGACGAAACAUUAUGCGCUACAUGGUCCUAUCAUACGUGAUAACGCUGCAGAAGAUUUCGCUCCGCGUUAAGCGUCGGUUCCCCGGCUGGCAGCAUCUGGUCGAUGCUGGUUUGAUGCUCGAAAGUGAGCGCAAAAUUUUCGAGAUUAUGGACUCCAAAAGCCCCAUGUCGAAGUACUGGAUGCCGCUGGUAUGGGCUACAAACAUCAUCAAUCGUGCGCGCAAGGAUCAGCUGAUCCCAUCCGAUCAUAUCGUGCAGACGCUCUUGAUGGAGCUCUCCGACAUUCGGCGUAGGUUGGGUGGUUUGAUCGGGUACGACACGGUGUGCGUACCGCUGGUUUACACCCAGGUCGUGACACUUGUGCUGUACUCGUACUUUACCGCUGCCAUCAUGGGUAGCCAGAUGAUCCCAACCUACGAUGCGGCGAGCGGCACGUACCAAGAGCUGGAUGUGUUCUUUCCACUCUUCACGGUGCUACAGUUUGUGUUCUACGUGGGAUGGUUGAAGGUGGCCGAGGUGUUGAUCAAUCCAUUCGGCGAGGAUGACGAUGACAUCGAAUUGAAUUGGCUCAUCGAUCGACACAUUAAGGCAUCGUACAUGAUUGUAGACGAGAUGCACGACGAACAUCCGGAGUUGCUGAAGGAUCAGUACUGGGAGGAGGUCGUACCGAAAGACCUACCGUACACUGUUGCAUCUGAGCAUUAUCGGCGCGAGGAGCCGAAAGGAUCGGCUGAACACUACAAGGUGAAGGAGGCGGAUGCGGUCUACGCAAACAUCGGUGCCGUCGGUGGGAAGCGCAUGAUGAACGACGAGAUGUACGCUGACUAUGAAAGCGUAGACACUCCAAUGGCAGAACGACGAAAGGGAUGGCUUGGAAAGGUCAGUCGCAUGGGAUCGGGACGAAGUUCGUCAACUGCUUACUCGUCCGGUGGUCUUUUUGCGCGCAAUCGACACAAUUCUGUCUACUCCAGCCCAGAAGCAGGCCUCGGUCAACCCAUUGUCACAGGGGCUCCUGCCCCUAAGGUCAGCUUGUAUGAUCGGUUCGUGAACCGGAAGUCUGGUCGACACGCGAGACAAAUUAUUAAGCAAAAUUCGAAGCUUAGUCUCAACGGAUCAGUCAUAUCGAACGUACCGCAAAAAGCGCGCCCACGAAUACCGACACCAGACGUGACGAAGGAAAGCCGUGUCGCACCACUCGGUACAGUAACGACAAGUACCGCCAACAUUGCAUCCGGUGUUGCACUGAUGGCGACUCAGCUUGCAAACAAUCCCUCUAUCUAUCCGGCAUCCACGGCCACGCUCAACAACAACGAAGUUCCAGUGGUCGGGACGCUUUUAUUAGCACCGAUCAAAGAGCUAGAUUCCAGCUCGACGACCAACACUUUACACUCAGGCCAAUCCGCAACGGCUUCCCUGGCCAAAUCAAUCCUUCCAUCAACACUCAAGAGUUCCGUGUCCCCGUUUGGGAAGGAUGGCACCAACCUUGAGCUCACACUCACCAACUCAUCCUCGUUGGGUGGGUCACCCAAUCCACUCGGAGGCAACACCGUCAUUGUCCUUCCGGCAACAACUACAGCAGUGGCUGUUUCCGCCAACGGUACUACAGUGACCGGUACUAUUCCGAUCACGGCCGGACCGGGAAGGUCGCACGACACAACUGACGCUAGUACUGGCAUCAGAAGCACUUCGCUAGCAUCGGGUGUGCUAGUGCCGAAAACGGACGCCCUGUUGCCCAUUUCGCUUACCUCCAUUCCGCUCUCGUUUACGGUGACGCCCGUUACAAACACCAGCAGUAAUAGCACCACCAGCACUACCACCACCACUGGCGGCACGAUCAUUACCGAGCUACCGUGUGACAACGGUGAGAUCAGUACGAGCGUCACGAUGAGUAACGAAAAAAACCGCCAACCACCUUCCAGCACUGCGGACAGUUCUUCCUCAGCCGCAUCGACACUAAGCAAACGGAAGCCAAAGCAUGGCGAGGUUUACGUUUAGAAGACUAGCAAACACACACUGGAUUAAUUGUACUAUAGACAAACGUAGCAAAAUUUAACACAGAAUGAAAGUUCAGCAAAGAAGCAAAACGUGAAGAGAUGUGCCAAUUACAAAUUUUCCUAUUUCUUUAUCACUAUUACCACAUUCGACCCGUGAAUCCGUGCUGGAAGGCGACUUACAAAGCCACUGAGCGCUGUGUAUUUGUUCUAGAAAUCGCUGAUACAAAGUAUUGUUUGUUUUAUAAGAAAGUAAGUUUACAUACACGUAAAAGUAAAAUAAGUGUAUAUUUUUACAGUAGCAAAGACAACAAUCAGCAGCUAGUUUUGUUCUUUCUUGGAUCAUCAUUCAAAGGCGCGUGUAAACUAAGCUCGCCAGAAAUUAAGACGCACGAUUGUUCGUCAAUUGUCUUAAUACAAUUCCGUCCAUCGUUUGCCUUGCGAUAUAUGCAUUUGAAAUGUAUUUUAACUAAUUGAUAUACGUGUUACCACGAUAAAGAAGGUAGACCGAGCAAACUUGUUUUAUAUUCGGAUCGGAUUGAAUCUGGCUGAUAAUGGCCAUAUUUUACCAGCCCUAUCGAAACUUUCCUCCCAUUGUGCAUCAUAGGAAAGUUAUAUAAAAAAGGUAGUGUUUAGCAUUUUAAAAACGAGUUUUGUACCAACUGAGAACCGUAAAUGGCAAUCUAGCAUCUAGGUAUAAACAAUUUUUAAAUAAACGUGAUCAUGAUAUUUUAA
Messenger RNA from Anopheles gambiae (African malaria mosquito), 3981 nucleotides. It is a transcript of the gene Best2, whose product is annotated as bestrophin-2. Gene Ontology annotation, molecular function: chloride channel activity. The record is from RefSeq and is a predicted model, not a curated record. Lineage: Eukaryota; Metazoa; Arthropoda; Insecta; Diptera; Culicidae. The transcript has 9 exons. Bases 881 to 3250 code for a protein of 789 amino acids.